Messenger RNA from Paecilomyces variotii, 1743 nucleotides. RefSeq names its product putative metallo-beta-lactamase domain protein. Gene Ontology annotation, molecular function: sulfur dioxygenase activity. Lineage: Eukaryota; Fungi; Ascomycota; Eurotiomycetes; Eurotiales; Thermoascaceae. Gene Ontology annotation, biological process: hydrogen sulfide metabolic process; glutathione metabolic process. The transcript is spliced from 2 exons. Bases 495 to 1679 code for a protein of 394 amino acids. The record is from RefSeq and is a predicted model, not a curated record.
CUGUGGCGAAAUUUUCAUGGAUAGCUUCCUAGUUGAGUUUUUAACCGCCGACUCCGGUGUAAUCUUCUUGUGUUUUUGCAAUUGGAUCUAUUCUACUUGAAUUUCGCCUUACUGUUCAAGGAAAGAUUCGCUGAUCGUCCAUCUAUUAUUCAAGACUUUCCCCGACAUUCGUACGGUUCAAAAUAUUCAGUUCUCGGGGAAUGGUCAACUGUUGAACGCCGUCAAGUUGACAUAACGACACUCUCCCCUAGCCGGCCAAUCAGCUCCUGGCGUAUAUCAUAAACCAUGGAGAAACGUCAAACGGCGAGCGCAGUUUGGUCGGCGAGCUAGCUGCCCGGGUCGCCGAACUAUGUAUGAGUCGACCCGAGAUAGUUCGGCGACCCGACUGGGGUUUAAGAUCGAUUUCAACAAGUAUAAAACGACUCUCUUCAUUCUUUGUUAACCUUCAAGAAUCGCUGCAUGCAAGUCUAGUGAAUUGGUAAAAUCAUGAAAUCAUGAAAUCUCUUCGACCUCAUCUUAUCAAUAACUGGCAACCGCUUAGUCUCCUUGGGGGACGGACCUCCGCCACCCUUCCUUUCCAUCAACGCAUUGCGCAUAAUGCGACAUACACUGCCCAAACCCUUCCAAGGAGCUGUUCUUCUAGCAGCGGAGGGGUUUAUCAAGAAUCUUGCAAGCGUCUAUUAGUCUCUGGGCGGCGUACCUUCUCACAGCCCUGCAUGCAGACAGUCAGGUCCAAAUUGCCACAACAUACACCUCGAGUUCGAGCUGCAUAUAGUACGCAACGCACCGCCACCAACGAGCCAAUUAUCCACGACGUCUUCGAAAGCAAAACAGGUACAUGGCAAUACGUGGUGGCUGACCCGUCCACUUUGACCGCCGUCAUUAUCGACCCUGUUCUGGACUACGAUCCCGCCACGCAAGUCAUAACAACCAGCUCAGCUGAUCAAUUGCUCUCGUUAGUCAAAGAGAAGAGCUACAAGGUUGACAGAAUCCUCGAAACGCACGUCCAUGCGGAUCAUAUCACCGCAGCAACGUAUCUCCAGAAACGACUAGCUGCGGAACAAGGUCAUCGGCCACCUAUCAGUAUUGGAAAGCGGAUUGGUCAAGUGCAGAAGCUGUUCAGUCAGAGAUAUAGCGUUCCGAGAGAGGAAUAUGAGAAUGUUUUCUCGAAGCUUUUCGAUGAUGAUGAGACGUUUAGUAUUGGUGAGAUACAGGCUACGGCUAUGCACCUUCCUGGUCAUACUCCUGAUCAUCUUGGGUAUAAAAUUGGAGAUAAUGUAUUUUGCGGCGACUCUCUCUUCCAUGUAGAUAUUGGCACUGCACGUUGCGACUUCCCCGGUGGAAGCGCCAACGAUCUCUAUGACUCAGGUCGCAAGCUGCUCAGCUUGCCGGACCAUGUCAAAAUCUGGCCGGGUCAUGACUACCCACCGGAAGGCCGUGGUCCUGUUCCCUGGAUAAGCGUCAAGGCGCAUAGGGAGAAGAACACGCAUCUGAAUGACAAAGUGACGGAGGAUGAAUUCGUAACUUUCCGUAAGGAACGUGAUGCGAAGCUGGCAGAGCCGAGACUAUUGCAUCAAUCACUACAGAUGAAUAUACGAGCAGGAAGACUUCCCAAACCGACGGAAUCAGGACAUCGGAUGCUUCAUCUUCCGUUGAAGUUGAGGGGAUUGGAAUGGUAAGUAAUAGCUUGGAUGCUGUGAGCGGAUAUAUAUGUAUGUAUAGCACGCACAAAUAUACACCAGU